GAGCGAUGGUUCGAAAUUUUCGAGUGACAGAACCCGAGUAGUACCGUACUGUUCUCGCGCUCCUACUGCUGGUAGUACUAACACCAUGCUCCUUGUUUUGAGAGUGCCGGUACGUACCGUACGGUAUUCUUUUUGGAUCCACGAGUGGUGAUGGGUGGUUUCGAAUGCGACGCAUCGUUGGUGGAUUGUUGACACAAUUCUUGUUUCUACGAAACAAAACAAAACAAGCGAACGAAGCAAAACGAUAAGAAGCUACAGCAGCUAAAGUACCAAGCAAGCGAACAAGCGAUACCCGAAUCAGACAAACACGCCUGCUCCAAGCCAAGCCAAGCCAAGCCAAGCAAAGCCAAGCCAAGCCAAGCCAAUGUUUCGACCAGUCCUACCGAUUCUCACACGCACUGCUGCCAGAAGUGGCGCCGCUGCUCCACGGGCCUUUAGCACCGUAGGCACCGCCUUUACCGCGGGCGACGCAGCCGAGCUGAGUGGGUACAACAAAAUCGAUUUUUGCAUCGACGAAGACGCGAGCGUUCUCGAAGCAGUGAAAAUAUUCGUGGCGCACAACAUUGGCUGCCUCGUCACCACCAACAAAACAGGUACGGUACGGUACGGUGCGCGUGUUGGAUUGGGUCGCGCUGGAAUGUUGUACACGGUGCCGCAUUUGUGAAACCUAGAGCCUUUUCCGCACGUCCGUGUUCUUCCAGACUUGAUGCACCACUUCGUAGUCUAUUGAUUUGGUCAUAUUUGUUGACUCACUUGUCGAUUUGUUUGUUUAUUCAUUUAUUGAUUCGUUCGUUCGUUCCAACCAUCUCUGCAGGUGACCUGACGGGAAUCAUCAGCGAACGCGACUACAUCUCCAAAGUCGAUUUGCUCGAGAGGAACCCCGAGGAAACGAGUGUGAAGGAAAUUUUCACCCCCAGCAGCAAGCUGGUCACGGCCGGUCGCGACGAGUCGGUCCAGGGAUGCAUGGAGAAAAUGCUCGGCGCCGACAUCCGCCACCUUCCCCUGGUUGAUCACGGCGAAUUACUGGGGAUGAUUUCGAUCAAGGACCUGGUCAAGACCUGCAUCAAGGAGCAGGACCAAACCAUCCAGGUCCUCUCCGAUUUCGCGCUAGGAAACAUGAAGCGGUAUUGAUGGGUCUGUUUCUCGGCCGGAGGAAUGGAUUGGUUUGCGUAUUUAUUUGAAUUUGUUGCGAUUAGAUAGACAACUAACUACAGUUCCUCUCUCUUGCUAGGAGCCAUAGCUUGUAUCAAUGCAGCGUAACUAAGAAUCAGUUCCCUUUUGAAAUAUUUUUAGGAAUCACUGUUCUACAUCGUAUCGAUCCGUCCAUUUCGACGACAUUGACCUUCGGUUCGAUGGGUGCAUUUCGGUUUAGCGAUCGGUCGAUCAAUCCAGCAACUUUUCGAUCGAUCCAAAACAAGGAUUUAGAUGGAACCGAUUUGAUUUCAUCUGGUGCACCAUACACCCACAAGAAUCUUUUGGGAACAACCACCAAUCGGUAAUCCCAAAGUUCUGUCAACAAAUUUUGUAAGCACGAUGUGUCAAAAUGAAGGGUUUCACCAGGAGAAGGUCAACCUCUUAAUUCACCGUUCACCCAUUCGAGCAAACAGAAGGCACGUUUCAAGUUUGGACGAGAGCGUCAAAAUUCUAUUGUUUGAUAUCGUUUCGUUGCAUUGUGUUCUAAUAAUCUUCUACCGUAUAGGUAUUCUACAAUAUGGAAUAUACAUACCUACAUAACACUACGGAUACGGUGCCGGUUUCUUACCUGCUGUAUCGCCAUUCCCGAUCCUAUUUCGGGGCACACACAUUUAUGCCGCCGCAUCCUGCUCAAUCCUUAGCUCUUUCGCUUCCUGGAUCACACAAAAAUUAUCUUUUGGUUCUUUUCUUGUUGUGUUUUCUUUCAUUCGUUCCUGCUCUGUCCUAUCCUUGCGCUUGCUUUGCGUUUUUGCUAGCUUUGUGUAGAUAAAUCUGUGAUGCAACA
Pseudo-nitzschia multistriata is the source of this 1978-nucleotide messenger RNA. Lineage: Eukaryota; Bacillariophyta; Bacillariophyceae; Bacillariales; Bacillariaceae. The record is from the annotation of a GenBank genome assembly.